UUUAGGUUUCGUAUUCGAAGGGUUGAUUUUAUGUCUAAUGAUAUGGAUUUGAUAGAUGAUGGUACCUACAAGGGUAAACCUACUUCAUUAUGCUCAUCAUCAUUACUAAGUGAUAAUUCACCAGUGGUUGUUGAUAAGGAUGAUUCGAUUGAUGGGAAUAUAUGUAUGCAAUUAAAAUGGGAUUCAUUACAUUUAAAUGAGAAUUCGUAUUUGGAAUAUGGUGAGCUAGAUGGUACUAAUGAAGUUACAUUGGGUAACAUGCCAGAUUUGGUAAUGCAAAGCAUUUUCGAGUCUUUCAAUCUUCGUGAUCGUUGUGUAGCAUCCCAGGUAUGCAAACGUUGGUACUAUCUAUUGACUUGCAGGUUUCCGAUGGAAGAUGUAACAGUUCUCAAUAUUUUCCAACAUCAAAUAUACAAAGAUAAAAUUAGUAAUAACAAAAAUAUUGGAUUGAAAUGUUAUCAUAUCGAUAAAGAUAGCUAUUUAUUAAUUGCCUUGAAACAUUGUCGAAUAAUAAGUAGCGUCAAAAUAUGGUUUGCUGAUGCUACCUUUGCUGGCAAAGUGUUGAAAAAGUUGAAACAAGCUAAAAUUCGUAUGAGAUGUCUGGAUCUUUAUCCAUACAAUACUGAAAAAGCAUUAGAACAAGCAUUCAGUUCAUUUCCCGAUCUUACGGGUAUGACAAUGCGACCACAUGGUCAAGAAUUUUUCUGGUCUGGAUUGGAUAUGUAUUCGUUUCCGAAAUUUACCAAAAUGGACACACUUAUGUUGGAUGGAUUUAAUAUCAAACCGGAAGUUUUUCUACCAGAAAGUCUUACAACAUUGGAAUGGCUUAAUAGGAGUGGAAAAUUUCUGCGUAUAAUGCCAAAACUGCGGUAUUUGGUGAAUUUGGAAUAUUUGAUGUUAGGACAUGCGGAAUUUUUGGACGCACAAGAAUUUGAUUCAUUCCUUCAAGUGAUCAGCUCAGAAAAUUUACCAAAAUUACAAUAUCUUAUAUUUCGAUAUUGCAAAAUUGAUUCACAUCGCCAAACUGUUAUAAUUCGAUCAUCAGAUAACGAUGAUGAUGAUGAUAAUGGUGAUGAGCGUGAACUGCGAAACGAUACGUCAGAACGUGUAUGCGAACUCGACAUCAAACUUAAUUCACUUCAAAUGAUUAAAUUAGAUUUAUGUUAUACUGAUCUUGGCUUUGUUAUUCGACGUAUUAUCUCAUUCACAGGUUCAGCGAUGCGGGUAGUAUCAUUAAAUGUUAUCAGUGAAGAAACUAAUUAUGAACGAAUCUAUGAUUUAUCAUCAUUAAUAGCUGCAAGAAAAUUAACGCUACAUUUUGGUAUACUUCAAAAGGAUACGAGAACCGAGCGAAGAGAUGAAGUGUUAAAUUCAAUGAAAUUACCGCCUGCAUCAUUUGGUACGGUAUUGGGACGAUUUGAAGCAUCAUUUCUUACCGAUGAAACACUUCUACGAAAUUUAUUACUAACACAUCCUUUACCACGUUUAACAGAUGUGAAAUUUAUUCAAGUAUCAGCUGUUUCUCCUGCAAUUCUCUUGCAUCUCUCCUUGAUGGCUCCACGUUUGCGGAAGUUAUCACUUAUAAACUGUAGCGAAGAGAAAUUGCAUAUUGGCGUUUUAAAUUUCAUUACCAGUUUUCCAAGCAGGAUAUCAAAAUCGCUUCAGAUAAUUUGGAAACGAAAAUGUAAUCGGCCACAAUCAUUUUAUGACGUUUUAAUUAACGAGCACUGGGAUUUAAUUAAAGACUUUGAAAUUCGUGUUAUUCCGAAAAAAUUCGCUGCAAACAAAGUGGGCGAGAAGAUUAUAAUGUGGGAAAUGGAAACGAAGAAAACAUUAUAUCUACAGGAUUUUGAUAUCAACGAUCAGGGUCGAAUACUGGGUAUUGUGAUGCCACCUGAUUGUGAUAUUGGUUCUUAUGAUUCUGAAUUUCUAGGAAACAAUGAAAGUACUUCUAGCGUUUAUUUAUAAAUAAUUCCCC
Loa loa (African eye worm) is the source of this 1978-nucleotide messenger RNA. RefSeq lists its product as hypothetical. The transcript has 13 exons. The coding region runs from base 31 to 1968 and encodes 645 amino acids. The record is from RefSeq and is a predicted model, not a curated record. Gene Ontology annotation, molecular function: protein binding. Lineage: Eukaryota; Metazoa; Nematoda; Chromadorea; Rhabditida; Onchocercidae.